Molecule: messenger RNA, 240 nt
Organism: Pyricularia pennisetigena
Lineage: Eukaryota; Fungi; Ascomycota; Sordariomycetes; Magnaporthales; Pyriculariaceae
Exons: 2
Coding region: 1-240 (79 amino acids)
Source: RefSeq, a predicted model, not a curated record
AUGUCGAAGAACAGGCUGUCCAGUUCCGCCACAGCAAUGCGCAUUUUCUCGUGUCGGCUAGAACCUGAAUGCUUCUUGAUGUGGACAUUGAGACCCGCUUUUCGUCAUUUGGGAAAUUAUCGAUGCCCACCGCACGGGAAGGAAGCAAAAACCAAGGUCCACAGGGGUUUUUUGAAAGUGGCUUGGCGCCUAUGGGACCCAGAAGGAAGUCACGGAGCAACCUACCUUGUCGCUUGGUAG